Messenger RNA from Durio zibethinus, 705 nucleotides. The record is from RefSeq and is a predicted model, not a curated record. Lineage: Eukaryota; Viridiplantae; Streptophyta; Magnoliopsida; Malvales; Malvaceae.
AUGUUGUCUCGUUUUCUAGAAGGCGGAUCGUUGUAUAAGCGCAACAGUUUCGAUCAGCAAGACCAGGGCUUGCCUGGAAGUUGUACACGGCUAAGGCGUAACGGAACGCGUCCCCACCAGUAUCCCACGGUUUGCGCUUGGAUUCUGGACAAGAAGGUGUUUUCAGAGGCAUGCGCGCAUGCGGGCCUUUCCAAGGUGGCGGAGGAUUCUUUCUUAGAUUUGAUACGGUCAGAUGCGGCUAGGCUUUUGAGGUUGAGGCAUCCAGGAGUGACAUACGUGGUCCAGGCUUUGGAUGAAAAUAAGAACGCGAUGACGAUGGUUACCGAACCAUUGUUUGCGUCGGUGACUAAUGCGCUUGGGAAUGUUGAGAAUGUGGCCCUGGUUCCUAAAGACCUUGUAAAGAUGGAAAUGAAUUUGAAGCAUGGGUUGCUUCAGAUUACAGAAUCCUUGGAUUUUCUUCAAACCAAUGCACGUGUUAUUCAUCUGACUAUAUCACUUGAGAAUGUCCUGAUUACAUCAAGUGAAGUUUGGAAGCUUGGUGAGUUUGGUUUUGCUAUUUCGACAGAUCAGGUCUCUAUUGAUCUGGUUAACGUGCAGGCCUUAAUUAUGCUGAAUAUGAUAUUGAAGAUUCUGUCAUGCCUCUUCAACCAUCCCCUCCAGGUCAUUUCCACGAAGCUAUGUAAAGAUCUUGAAGCUUACGAGUGA